AUGGGAUUGGAUGACAUAGACCUGUCGGAAUGCAAAGACCCUUCCGGGAUUUUCGAGCUGGUCGAGCAAAUCGGAUCUGGAACUUAUGGACAAGUCUACAAAGGCCGCCACAUUCCCACUGGCGGCCUUGCUGCCAUCAAAUGCAUGCCCGUCACAGCUGAUGAGGAAGAAGAGCUGAAGCUCGAAGUCAACAUGCUCAAGAAACAUUCACAUCACAAAAACAUCGCUACAUAUUUCGGCGUUUUCGUGAAACACAACGCUAGAACAGACGAUCAACUGUGGCUUGUAAUGGAGUACUGCGGCGCUGGAUCAGUCACAGAUUUGUUGAAAAACUCGCCGAAACGCUCGUUGCGCGAAGAAUGGAUCAGCUACAUUUGCCGCGAAGUGCUCUGCGGGCUGGCGCAUCUCCACCAGGCGAAAGUGAUACACAGAGACAUCAAGGGCCAGAACGUGCUUUUGACCUCGGAUGCGAAUGUCAAACUCGUCGACUUUGGCGUCUCCGCGCAGUUAGACAAGACGAUCGGGAAGCGGAAUACGUUCAUUGGAACGCCCUAUUGGAUGGCGCCCGAAGUUAUUGCUUGCGAUCAGGAUCCGCACAAGACUUACGACAGUAGAUCAGACAUUUGGUCGCUUGGAAUUACAGCAAUCGAAAUGGCGGAAGGACAGCCCCCACUAUGCGAACAACAUCCGAUGCGUGCCCUUUUCGUAAUCCCGCGACAAGCGCCUCCCAAACUCAAACAACGAGGCAAGUGGUCUUCCGUCUUCCAGAACUUCGUUUCUCAGGGCACGGGUCGUCUCUCCGACUCACUGCUAAAAGACUACCACAAACGACCCCCUGCUGAUCAACUACUAAAGCAUCAAUUUGUGAACCAGCAAUCCAUCGAACGACGCGUCAGAAACGAGCUCAAAGAGCACAUCGAUAAGACGACGCGGAAAAACGCUUCGCCAGAUGAGGUUCUUCUUGAGAAUCACGCGGCUGUUGACGACGAAGAGAAUGACUUUGAUCCGACUGAUACGGCGACCAGGAAUUUUGCCAACGACUUGACGCUCAAGAAAAUUCAUCAAGCUGAAGAAAGCAGAAAACAACGAGAUGAGCAGCGACGCGCUGAGGAGCAAAGAAGACGGGAAGAAGACGAUCGAAGGAGGCGAGAGGCAGAUAGACAAAGACAAAUCAGUCAAGAGCUGCACGCGGCACAGCACAGACAAGACGUAGCGCCAAGAGCACCGCCACGAAACAAUCAACAACAGUACCCGAAUCAUCCUCCACAGCAUCAGAAUCGACAGCCACCUAGACCUCUUCCAAAUCACUCAAACACGCCCCCGAGACCGUCUUACGGGGAAGAAGGCGACACUAUUCAGCGAAAUCCUCAUCAAAGACAAGGAUCUGGCCAUGUUGCUCAUCCGCUCAGAAACCAAGGUCAACCAAUUGCUCAAAACUCGCUUCCAGACGUCGUCUCAAAUAAUCACACAAACAAUCAUCCAAUGUACAGACAAAAUGCUCCACAAGGGUCGAACCAAGGACCAGUCAAUGUUCGCCCGCAACAAGCAGCAGAUCAAAUGCCUGAAAUCAGAAAAUACAAGAAACGUUUCAACUCGGAAAUCAAUUGUGCGAGCCUCUGGGGCGUCAACCUGCUGAUAGGAACUAACAAUGGACUUUUAUUAUUAGACAGAAGUGGCCAAGGCACGGUUUUUCAUCAUAAGCCUAAAAAAUUUCAACAAAUAGACGUUCUUGAAAACAACAACCUCGUUUUAUCGAUAUCAGGGAAGAAGAAUAAACUGCGUUGUUACUAUUUAUCCUGGCUCAAGUCGAAAUUCCUAAACACGCAGCCGGCAAAAGAUGGAGUUGAACGACAGGGCUACAUUUCUGUUGGCGACCUUGAAGGUUGCGCGUCGUAUAAACUCGUCAAAUUCGAGCGCAUCAAAUUCCUCGUCGUUGCAAUGCGAAAUGGCGUCGAUGUGUUCGCCUGGGCUCCGAAACCUUACAAUCGCUUUAUGCUCUACAAGACCUUUCAAAACUUAAUACACAGGCCGCUCAUUGUCGAUCUCACUGUUGAAGAUGGAACGAGGUUAAAAUUAUUAUUCGGCUCAGAAAGAGGAUUUCAUGCGAUAGAUAUGGAGACGACGGCGCAGAUAGAUCUUUAUAUUCCAGGUCAUCAAACGCCGCCAAUUAUUCCUCAUGCCAUCGUGGUCCUCCCAGAGUCCGACGGAAACGAGCUCUUAUUAUGCUACAACGAUGAAGGAGUCUAUGUCAACACAUACGCCGAGGUGACCAAAGAUGUGAUGAUGCAGUGGGGCGAAAUGCCCGCCUCAGUUGCUUACAUUCGCUCGGGCCAGGUCAUGGGCUGGGGCGAGAAGGCCAUUGAAAUCAGAUCUGUUUCUCAAGGCUUGCUCGACGGCGUAUUCAUGCACAAGCGCGCGAACAAACUCAAAUUCCUCUGCGAAAGAAAUGACAAAGUCUUCUUUGCAUCCGUCCAGUCGCCUUCCAAUUCGCAAGUUCAGUGUUUGAAAUUUUCAUCAAAAGUUCUGAGAGAACUCGCCAAUCUCCCAUUAGAGCAACAACAAAAGGCUCUUUCUAAUAGAAACGCUAGAAACUCUUCUAGAGUCAUAAACAGUCCUAGAAAAGAGAGAGAGCUAACAAGAAAAGCUUUAAAAUCAAGAUCGUUUAAUCGAGAUUCUUUCGAAUCUUGA
Messenger RNA from Oikopleura dioica, 2688 nucleotides. The record is from the annotation of a GenBank genome assembly. NCBI's taxonomy places the organism in Eukaryota, Metazoa, Chordata, Appendicularia, Copelata, Oikopleuridae.